CGUCCGUCGUCCGGGGAAGCGAUGGAGCGCUGGGUGGCGGCCGGCUGGUCGGGCUGGGGCGGCUUGUGGCGGGCCGGUUGGCCCGCCUGGGAGCUGCUGGCUGCCUGCGCCGUCAUCGGCGCGCUGGGCUGGUUGCUGCGGCUGCUGGAGCGAGGCCCGCGCGGUGGCGGAGUUGGAGGCCCGAGGCCCAUCGCGACGCCUCCUGAGGAGAAGAAUCCGCCUCCUCCGCGCUGCCUCGACCGCUGCGACGGAGGUGAGAGGCCUUUCCUCCCCGCCGCCGCCUUCCCACUCCUUUCCCCCAGCGCCGCCUCCCUCCCAGGGAGGAUAACGAUGGAUGAAAUCUUCUCCCGGUUAAAACAACUGACCCCUGAUGAGCUGAGAGAAGAGAUAGUCAAAGCCGGCCUGAAAUGCGGGCCCAUCACCCUGACCACCAGGUCCAUCUUUGAAAAAAGAUUGGCCCAGGCUUUGUGGGAGCAGCAAGGACCCUCCGUGGCCACGGCCCCCUUUUCGAACGGCAUUCCUGGAACCGCUGUGGCGGAUGGGAACCAGCCAGAAUCGGGAAAAACAAACGGCCACCUUGCCUCUCCCGAGGAGAGUGAUUUUGGCUACAGCAUGGGCCUGAACCCUCCCGAGGAGGAAUCCCUGAUGCGUGAAGCGAACGGCUCUCCCCUUCAUUCCCAGAAUCCCUCCAAGGAGCCUCUGCUCUACUAUGGGGUGUGUCCAGUGUACGACGACAUAUUGAGCAGAAAUGAAAGGGUACAUGUUUACGAGGACAAAAAAGAAGCUUUGCAAGCUGUAAAAAUGAUUAAGGGGUCACGUUUUAAAGCGUUCUCAAACAGAGAAGAUGCAGAGAAAUUUGCCAAAGGCGUAUGUGAUUACUUCCCAUCUCCAAACAAGUCUACCGUCUCUCUGUCUCCUGUCAAAGUCUGUUCGGUCUUCGGUAGAGAUGGCUUGUGCUCUCCUGAACUGGAAACGGUCAGUAAGGAAAGAGCCAACAGUUACAAAAGCCCUCGAACCCAGGAUUUGACUGCAAAGCUUCGGAAAGCCGUGGAGAAAGGAGAUGAAAGUGCUUUCUUAGAACUCAUCUGGAGUAAUCCUCGCUAUCUCAUCGGCUCUGGAGACAAUCCGACGAUUGUCCAGGAGGGGUGUCGAUACAACGUCAUGCACGUGGCAGCCAAAGAGAAUCAACCCGGCGUUUGCCGGCUGCUGUUGGACACUCUGGAAAACCCUGAAUUUAUGCGUCUGAUGUAUCCUGACGACGACACUGUCAUGUUGGAGAAGCGCAUCAGUUACAUAGUGGAUCUUUAUCUGAACACGCCAGAUAAAAUGGUAUUUGAUACUCCCCUGCACUUCGCUUGCAAGUUUGGGAAUCCAGAUGUGGUCAGUGUUCUUGCUUCCCAUCCAGGCAUCGUAAAGAAUCCCAAAAAUAAAUACGGUCAAACUCCAGCAGAUGUAAUCUGUGAAAGGAACAAAAAUAAAUCAGCAGAUCUGAAAACAAAAAUCAGGGAACACUUAGAAGGCCAGUGUUACGUGCCUCUCUUCAGAGCGGAAGACAACGCCACUUCCCCCGUGAUUGGCGCCCCCUGGUCCCCAGAUCAAACGGAGAGCAGCCCGCUCGCUUCUUUGCCCAGAUACCUUGGCAGCCCCAAGGAUCCAAUGCUGACAGUGAGGGCGUACGCAGGGCCGCUGAGUCCGUCCAAGGCAGAAGAUUUCCGCAGGCUUUGGAAGACUCCACCUCGCGAGAGGGCAGAAUAUUUCUACCACCUCCGAAAAUCCGAUUUGGAAAGAGGGGUCGAGCGAGUUGGAAGGGAGUUGGCUCAUGAGCUGGGGCACCCCUGGGGCGAAUACUGGGAAUUCCUGGGCUGUUUUGUUGACCUGUCUUCCCAGGAGGGGUUGGGACGGCUAGAAGGCCACCUGAGUCAACAGCAGGAAAUGAGCAGUAAUGCUCAGCUCGGAGAAAACGAGGCCCACAACAAACCUCCCCAGGCUCAUGGUAAAAGUAAAAACUGUAAUUCCGUCUCUGUUGGAGCGUUCCUCGAUGACGACGACAUGAGUUUGGAAGAAGUCAAAAACAGGCAAAAUGCAGCCAGGAAUUACAGCCCCGUCAUAGCCCCCAACGAACCGCCCACCAUCGGUACCUUCGGGAGCUCCAAGUGCGACAUACUCUCCAUCGAACAAACGGGGACCAUCAUGCCAAGGACCAAAACCUCCAUCCGGCCGGCCGAAAAAGGAGACCCCCUCAGUAAAAAUGGAUACUGCAGUCCGGCCACUAGCGAGGAUAGGACAGGAAACCACAGGAGGCAUCCCAGCCAGGAGGAAAACUUUCAGUCCCCUGUGGGCAACUUAAUGGAUAAGUUUGAUCAGCUCUCUUGCCAGGAUCCGGCCGUGGCGAGGGAAUGCCCGUCAGGCAAGAAAGCAGCAAAAACGUGGAAAUGCCAGGGGGCAGCUGCCAGGAAGAGCAAGGAGGUCAAAAGCAGAAAGGAAGACGGGGAUCCCCAAGAGGCACUGAGAGCCUCGGCGGAAACUGAGGUCAGGUCCGGGGAGAGAGAGCCAUUGGGCGCUUUGGAAUCACAACCCGAGACGUCAGUUCCUGGUUUGCUAAAGACGCCUUCCUCAAACGGGAAAACCAAGCAGAUGUUCCUUUUAGGCGAUCAACCGUCAAAAUGGGAUGACGACGCGUUAACGGCGUUACUCGGGGUGGAGAUCGACCCCCAGAGGUACCCGGCUAUUUACAAGUGGAGCGAGUCCGUGCGGGCCUAUCCUGCUGCUGAACGGCGAAGGUGGUCCAGCCCAUCCCUGAAAGGAUUCCCCAAGAGCCAAGCCACCCCCAGCCCUGCCAGAAACCUUCCCUACUUCAGCCCCGGAAAGAGCAGCCCCGGGAAGUAUAACGCGGCAGCGGCAGGCGGCUUCUCUCCAGAUUUAGGGAGCCCCGGACGGUACACGCCAGCGUACGUGAACUACAUCCUUCUGUCUAAGAGGCAACAUUUCUCAGGACUGCCUAAUCAUUAGAUGGGGGCGGGGGGGGGGGAAUCCGCCACCACCAUGGCGGUGAAAAGGUUGGAAGUGAAGGAAAUUUUGGAUGGUGGAAACUUGGGAUGGCUUUUGUGACCACUUUUUUAUUUAUUUAUUCGUGAAAGAAAGGGGAUGGGGGGAGAAGCAUUCCAUUUACCAGAUUGUCAGAGUUCCUGUAAGGUUAUGAAGUUACACCUGAAAGUCCUCUGAGAGGGAAGCCUAAAACUAGAAGUUUAGGGAUUCGUGGAUAAAAGGGCGUUUUUGGACUCAAGAAAUUACAAACUGUGGUCCAGUCUACCUGUAAUUUUCUCUCUUUCUCCAGCUCUCUUUCAAGCUGUCUCUUAUUCCUCUGUCUCUCUUUUUCUCGAUCUCUCCC
Molecule: messenger RNA, 3388 nt
Organism: Thamnophis elegans (Western terrestrial garter snake)
Lineage: Eukaryota; Metazoa; Chordata; Lepidosauria; Squamata; Natricidae
Gene: ANKLE2
Product: ankyrin repeat and LEM domain containing 2
Exons: 13
Coding region: 22-3009 (995 amino acids)
Biological process (GO): negative regulation of phosphorylation
Cellular component (GO): endoplasmic reticulum
Molecular function (GO): protein phosphatase 2A binding
Source: RefSeq, a predicted model, not a curated record